This is a messenger RNA of Exophiala oligosperma, 720 nucleotides long. RefSeq lists its product as uncharacterized. Bases 1 to 720 code for a protein of 239 amino acids. NCBI's taxonomy places the organism in Eukaryota, Fungi, Ascomycota, Eurotiomycetes, Chaetothyriales, Herpotrichiellaceae. The record is from RefSeq and is a predicted model, not a curated record. The transcript has a single exon.
AUGCCAGCGACACAUGCACUCAAUCGUACUCGUAACUUGGUCUCGCAAAUCCAAAAGAGCAUGGCAGAUCUUCAUUUCUACUACGCCCCUGGAGCCUGUUCUCUGGCUUCACACAUCCUUCUCCAUGAAGCCGGAGUACCAUUUACCACCACUCGUCUUUCCGUGAGACCGGCAUUUCCGGAUGACUACGCAUACAUCAACUCCAAGAAACGAGUGCCCGUGCUGUCUUUCAACGGAGACUUCAUCACCGAGAACCCCGCUGUCAUGCUAGCCGUUUCUCAACUUGUCCCCGAAAAGAACCUGAUGGGGAAAACGGACCUCGACAAAGUCCGGGUGUUGGAAUGGAUGAAUUGGCUGUCGGCGUCGGUGCACGGUCAAGCGUACGGAAUGAUCCUGCGGCCCUCGCGCUUCUCGGACCAGGAGAGCUUGCACCCUGGUAUCCGCGAAAAUGGCAUGAAGACGCUACAGGAUUGCUUUGCCCAGAUUGAAUCGUGGUUGGGGAAGAAUAAACAACAGGGCGUAGGGUUUUACGCUUUGGGCGACGGACAGAACUUCAGUGCCGUUGAUGGCUACCUCUAUGUCUUCUACCGGUGGGCCAUCAGCCUCAAGUUGGACAUGCAAGCGCAAUAUUCUAGAUACUCUACGUUGGUGAGGAAGUUGGAAUCUCGUGAUGCCGUCCAGCAGGCUUUGCAGGCUGAGGGGCUACAAUCGGUCCUGUAA